GCGUCGCGACGCCACACAAUCUCCAGUUUGUCCUGACGCCAGCUCCACGAGUUUUCCCCCCGUACGUUACAACAAUACGAAUCAGUGACAAAAGACACGACUUUUCAAAACGUCAACGAAUCGUCUUCAAACCAUACCAUUCUUCUUUCAACAACAUUUACUUCCGGUUUCUUCGCAUUCAACCGGGGGAAUCAUGUUUCUGAAUGGGCCAGUAUAUUGUUUGGCGAGGCUGCUGCUCUUCGUUGCAGUUUUCAACGCUGCUUCAGCUGUAAUCAAAGGAAACGCCGAUUAUCAACGCUAUCAGCAACAGGUUGCUGGAGAACAUUUCUCAAAGGAUUUUUAUCGACAGGAUUUGAAGAAUGGUUUAAUAAGUUCUUAUACGCGUUUUAAACCCGUCACAGACUGUAUGUUUAUCACGGCAGAGCCGGGAUCUUUCAUAUAUACCUCAAAAACUGACGACGACGAAGUUUGUGGAAUUUUCUUCCUAGCUGGACCGGAUCAAAAAGUAGAAAUUAACUUUCUCACCUUUGACAUACCUUGUGAACACCGUGGAUUGAUUUCGGUCGUCGAUGGCUGGGAAUUAAACGGUGAAGUGUUCCCUAGCGAAAUGGACCAUCGAUUGCCGCUGAAACAGAGAAGCAGCGAAUUCUGUGGUAAAAAUAUCGGUGCGAAGAGGAGCUUCACAAGUUCACAAAACGCAGCGGUUAUCCGAUACAGAAUACCAAAGCCUGGGAAAGGGUUCACGCUCUUCGCCAAAUUUUUGAAAAAUCCUAGACCUUGCAAUGUUUUGGCAGCGAGCGUAGAGGAACCGUACACGCUGCGCAAUUAUGGACGGCGUAUUAACUGCACCUACGUCGCACUUUAUCCAGGCACUGUACAUGUGAUCGCACUUGGCGUUGGGGUUUCGAAUUUCCUCGGAGCCACUCGUACCACUGAAACCGGAACUCUACGAAAAUGCGAUGAAACCAGUCCGCACGAUCAAGUGAUAAUUGGAGGCAGCGACGGCCUGGACACGUCCAAAGUUCAGAUAGUUGAUUCUAUUUGCGGGAUAGAUUCUAAACCAGAUUAUCGGGAGCUGGUGGAGUACGGCGUAACUUCUGUUCGAUUGGUAUCCAGUGGCUUCUACGAGAAUUCCGUGACAGUGCAAGUUCAGCCUCUCAAGAACGAAUUACUCGACGCGAAUCUUAGCAUCUAACCGCGUUAGCUUGUAAACCUUAUUAUGUUCGAUGCUUGAAACGAUUGGAAACUCUACCGUGAAUGUGUUUAUUAUCGAAUCCAUCAAAAUCCUAUGCGUCUUUCAGAAAUUUUUGCAAACUCAAUUCACCAGGUCUAUUGAUUAUUCAUUAAUAUUCCACUUGCGUAGUCUUUAUAAAGAUACUUGGAAUCUUGUUUCCUAUUAUAUUUAUAUCAUUUAGUUAGAUUAGGUAUGAGGGAUGUGUUUUAUUGAGAGGUAUCGCUUUUCGUUAAGAAUCCUGAUGGUCUGCAUUAAUAAGGGAAGUUAUCUAGGUUUAAAUUUAAUAGAAAGUUUGAUUUAAAUACUGGUUAAUUUUAAAAGCGCAAAACAAUUAAAUUUUAUGACAUCCUACAUAUGUAUCUUUCAAAAUUCAACAUAGACGAGAAAAGUGGGGUCAAAGUUGAGGUAUUGGUGCUUGAAAAAUACCAGAAGAUAUAAGUGGUUUUUCUUCUGUAAUUUUUAUGUUCUUUUAAGUUCUUUUAAAUAAUAUAAAUGAAGUGGUUAAGAUAAAAGAAAAUAUAUAUUUUGAUUUUUCAUUGUUUUUAUAUUUUAAUAAAUUAAUAGUUAGGUAACUUUCCUUGUUAUUGUAAUACAAAGGAGAAGAAAAAGCAUGUUUUGUUCAUAGACAAUAUAUUCUGAAUUCUUAAAUAAUUGAUGAUUUGAUAUGUCGUGAGAUUUGUGAUAAAUGGAUUUAAAUACUUGUUGAAUGUGUAGAUCAAUCUUAGCGGCUUAGAAGUAAUGAGAGAAAGGCCUCGAGUUUUUAUUCUUGUGGGACUGCGAAGAAAUUGGUUGGAACGUGCCAAUUGCUUUUAACGAAUCAACUGAAUAAACUGUACUCACUCAUCGGGCUCUAUUUAUUUAUUAUCGAUAGAUUUAUAGAAAUAGUACGACUUCUUAUUAUUAUAAAUGACGUGCUCGUUUGUUUAAAUAAAUUAUUUCAUUUGAAACCAA
Messenger RNA from Bombus terrestris (buff-tailed bumblebee), 2185 nucleotides. It is a transcript of the gene crh-BP, whose product is annotated as corticotropin-releasing factor-binding protein. Bases 194 to 1195 code for a protein of 333 amino acids. NCBI's taxonomy places the organism in Eukaryota, Metazoa, Arthropoda, Insecta, Hymenoptera, Apidae. The transcript has 7 exons. Gene Ontology annotation, molecular function: corticotropin-releasing hormone binding. The record is from RefSeq and is a predicted model, not a curated record. Gene Ontology annotation, biological process: negative regulation of corticotropin secretion; hormone-mediated signaling pathway; negative regulation of corticotropin-releasing hormone receptor activity.